UCUGAGCAUCGUUCGCUUGAAACAUGGCAGCCCUCAACAUGGCAGCCCUCGGCGGUGCCGGUGCCGGCGCUUCGGGGUCCAUGCCAAUGCCUCCGAUCGAUGCUUCAAAGUUUCCACUUCCGUUGCCGGAAUGGCUCGUGGGAAAUCCGCUUUUCACAGCAGGCUUCGGCUUGGGCGCAAUGGGUGCAGCCAUGAGCCUUUUGUCCCGGGGGGCAGCUGUGGCAGAGGUGGUCUUUCGACGUCAGGUUCUGAUGUCCUUGGAGAUACCCUCCAAAGACUAUGCGUACCAAUGGGUCAUGCAAUGGAUGGUAGCCAAUCGGAUUCAUGGCUCACGCCAUUUGGGUGUGGAAACCACCUACAGCAAGGACGCAGCGGGAAGACAAACCGCAGCUUUCGACUUCAUUCCCAGUCCUGGCCGACACUGGGUCAGGUGGCGGGGGAACUUCAUCUUGGUCGACCGAGCCCGAGAGACCAAAACCGUGGACAUGUCCACCGGAGCUCCAUGGGAGACGCUGACGCUGACAGCCUUGUCGAUUCGACCCAACGUCUUCCAAGACAUCCUGGCGGAGGCGAAACAGGCAGCUCUUGAACGGGAAGAGGGCAUGACAAUCAUCUACCAGUGUUACGGGCACGAAUGGAGGCCCUUUGGAAAUCCAAAGAGAAUCAGGCCCUUCGAUUCCGUGGUUCUGGAUUCAGGAGUUUCAAAUCAUGUAUUUGAUGACAUCCAGGAUUUUCUACAGAGCCAUAAAUGGUACUUGGACAGAGGUAUCCCAUAUCGACGAGGCUACCUUUUGCACGGCCCACCUGGCUGUGGGAAGUCUUCCUUUGUCUCAGCGCUUGCUGGUCGUUUGGGCUACAACAUUUGUGUGCUCAACUUGGGUGACCCAAGUAUGACCGAUGACCGACUUGCACAUAUGCUCGCUGUGGUGCCACCACGAUGUUUGGUGCUUUUGGAGGAUGUGGACUUUGCCGUGGGGCAGCAAACCCCCGCAGAUCCCUCUGGGCCAUAUGCAGGAGUCACUCGUGUGAGCUUCAGCGGCCUCUUGAAUGCCUUGGAUGGCGUCAUCGCCACUGAGGAGAGAGUGGUCUUCAUGACUACGAACCACUUCCAUGCACUGCCUAGGGCACUGGUAAGACCUGGGCGAGUUGAUCUGUCGAUAUACAUCGGCUUGGCCUCCAGGUCACAGCUGAAAAUGAUGUACUUGCGGUUUUUCCCUGGUCAAGAGGAUCUGUCGGAAACCUUUGCCACUGUUUGCGAGGACGAGGGACUAAGUAUGGCAGAGCUGCAAGGCUACUUCAUGUUCUUCAAAAACAAACCAGAGGAGGCUGUGGCCAAUAUCAAAGAGUGGCUGGACGAGAGACGCAAGGUUCACGAGGAGCAGCUUCAAAAGUUGCGCGAGGACCGCUGUUUGAUUGUUCAGUGACGACAUGCAAAAACAUGUCUUUUGAGUUCAUUUCCUUUUCUUCUUGAGGCCUUCUGUAAAGCUUUCCAUUUGUCCGACUUUGUCUUCUUUGCCUUUAUAGCAACACCUUCUGCUAUGCAUUUGCUUGGUUGCCAAGGCAGAGGCUGCAAAAAGUGGAAAGGCACAGUUUGAGCACAGUUGGAAGAUGGAAGCGUGUCGAAGACAGUGCUAGGAAAACAUGUGGGAGUGGGGAGUGCGAGAUGGGGAAUGUCCAGGCCAAUGAUGCGGAGUGAUGCGGAGUGAAGCGCAAAAAGUGUGCCUGUUAGUAACAAGGUUCGCUACUAGGGGCUCCUGGCCUUACUACUAGGAGCAAGGACGCUACUAGUAGCAAGAAGCUACGUAUUAUUCUUUGCCCAGAGCAGUGCAACAAUGAAUCAAGGGAGCAAAGCAGUAGCCCUUGCCUUCAUUCUACCAGACCUUUGUUCACCGUGAGCCUUGAGCUUGCUCAACUUCAUGAUGGAAGCUACUAGUAGCUCCUGGC
This is a messenger RNA of Durusdinium trenchii, 1944 nucleotides long. NCBI's taxonomy places the organism in Eukaryota, Dinophyceae, Suessiales, Symbiodiniaceae. The record is from the annotation of a GenBank genome assembly.